Dibothriocephalus latus is the source of this 2091-nucleotide messenger RNA. Lineage: Eukaryota; Metazoa; Platyhelminthes; Cestoda; Diphyllobothriidea; Diphyllobothriidae. The record is from the annotation of a GenBank genome assembly.
AUGGAUGUCAGGAGUCUUUCAUUAUGUUUGUUCUGCUUGACUUCCCUUGUCAGAGCGGGUCCCGUUUGUAAGUGCUUGUCAGAGGGUGAAAACUUCGUCUACGCGUGCACGUGCUCAGGUGUUGAGGUAAGAGACCUGUCUAGUAUCUUCUCGUCUGGCCUUUGCGCCAACGCCACACCCUCCAAACUGGUGCUAAAGGACAUGCCAAAUCUCGUCCAAAUUGAUGACGGUUUUGAGGCUCCUGCGUCUAGUGGCUGUGCCGGCUGGAGCAGUCUUACUGCGCUAGAAAUCCACCAAACAGGCCUACAAAACAUUACCUCCACGACAUUCCGUGGCCUGCACGACCUCGAAUUUCUGGACAUCUCAAAUAAUUCACAGCUUGUCAGCUACCGUGAGGAGGUCUUCCGGUCAGUUGGCAGCACUCUAGUGGAUCUAGUCGCUACUGACAACCGCGUCCAUUCUUUGACUCGUCGGGUAUUCUCUGGCCUGAAGCGUCUACGCCGUCUCACGCUUAGCAGGAACAAGAUUGGUUAUAUUGCAGCUGAGGUGUUUUCUAGUGACUGCUGCAGUGAACUUACUGAGCUCCGUUUGGACUACAAUAUUCUCACAGACCUUGAAGACGAAACCUUCCGCGGACUAACUUCACUGCGUAUACUUGACCUGCGUGGUAACCCAUUGCAGCGGUUGUCGCCCAAUCUAUUCAAGCCUUUUGCGGCCACGAUAACACAUCUCUGGAUGAGCCAUGAUGACAACGCCAACUUUGGUGGAUUUGGCGAGUUGCCCAAAGGCCUCUUUCUGCAAAUGAACUCUCUCAGAGUGCUCGAGAUCGUGGAGCUAAAACUUCGAAACCUGUCUUCCGACUCAUUCGAGGGCUUAUCAAGUCUUGAACAGCUGUCUCUUCGUGGAAAUCGUCUAACUGAGAUCCCUUCUAACAUUUUUUCAUCCUUGCCCGGUCUCGAAACACUGGACCUUUCUGCUAACUUCCUCGUCUGCCUACCGGAUGCUUCUUCUGAGAGAUAUCAGCGCUUGCGGUGGCUAGAUAUUUCCUGGAACGGACUCACUCACCUGACCCGCAACGGUUUUGUGGGUCUAGCGAGAUCUCUCCCCACCAUUGAGUAUCCUAGAUUCGUGCUCAACAUCUCCGCUAACCCCAUCCAGCGAAUUGAACCAGACGCUUUCUGUGCCCUCGGUGGACCAGUGGAGUUAAUUGUUAGUUCGCCAAAUGCCACUGUGCCAACUAUUCAGGACUCCAAAGCCUGGAACACCAUGGAGAAUUGGCCGGAUAAUCCGUUUGCUUUAGUCGGCAAUUCAAGCAUUAUUCGUGGUAUGCUUAAAGCUUCAACAAGUGCCUCAAGUGCCCCUGCAGACCCUGUCUACGGACGAAAUGAUUAUCUCCUAGCUUGCUCCCAGACUUCGCAAGGCGCCAUGCUUCUGAAUCGUUUGCUGGAGUCCAAACUCUACAAGCAAGUAACAUACACCGCCAAGGAAGUCAACACUUCUUUGGCUUCCGGGUGUCCCUGGUUGCCUCUUUCGAAGCUCUCCGAGUGGCAGCUCUCUAAACUUGGUGUACCUGGUCUUUCAGGAACGCCGAAUGCCAUGUCUGACGGUCACUUGGGCAAUGGAUUAGAACAAGGUUCUCGACUGUAUCUGCUUAUCAUUGUUGCUGUCUGUGUCACCUUCCUACUCUCGGCACUCACCAUAAUAAUGUGUUACCGGGCGUGGUCCCGUCGGGCCACACAAAAGCUCGCCAUGGACUUGGAAGCGAAUGGGGCUGGGACCAUUGCGAACGGUCAUGAAGAGAAAGUGUCGGAGAAGCAUGAACUUUUGGCGAAGGCGCAGACCAGAACCAACGACAGUAAUGACAGAGAAGCUCUUGGGCAGCUGCCAGAAGUUUCUGACUCGACUAACGCGAAUGGCGUCUCCUUGAGUUCCCGGAUCUCCGAGGACGCAGUUUCCAGAGAUGACAUGACAUCUGCCAAGCGAACGGGUAAUGUCGACGAGGAGAACCGGCGGCACUCACAUUCUUCCCGACUCAAUCCCGAACCGAAGACUGGGGAUCUGGAACAAAUGACCUCCUUGGGGAUCCUUUAA